GGAAGACGACGCUCAGCCGCUCAGGAAUCGAAGGAGCGACGAAGCUAAAGGAGGGCGCAUCUAAGCCGAAUUGAAGCAUGAGGGAAUCGAUUAAUCGUCCGCCUACGCCGAGCGCGGUGGAGGAUCGGGACAAGGAGCCUUCUCUCGUAGAAAUCAUUAACAUCAAGUUUGUAGAGAGUGGAGAGAAGGAGAAGCUGACGGAGCUCCUCCGCGAGCGGCUCGUCGAGUGCGGCUGGAUGGAUGAGAUGAAGGCAUUCUGCAGGGACUAUGUAAGGAAGAAAGGAAGAAAUAAUGUGAGGGUAGAUGACCUCAUUCAUGUUAUUGUUCCGAAAGGAAGAGCAUCAGUGCCUGCUUCGGUGAAGGCAGAACUCCUGCAACGUAUCCGGUCCUUCAUGGCUACCACACUUCGGUAGUCAUUUAUCGUGACGGUUGGAGCUACAUGUACCAUUGUACGAACACUGGGAGGUCGAUCUUGUUGGGGACCAAGGGUGCAGGUACUGAGCAUGAAAAGGAUCAGUGUGAUCUUCAUGAUGCUAUCGACAUGUUCCUCGUCAGACAGGCGGUUGGCGUGAUUUCAGGUGUAGCAACACGGAGUUAUAACCCUGAAUACUGUACCGUUAAAGGAACCUUGUAGUUUGUAAUGCUACAUUGCCUUAUCAUUGUAUCAACAGAUGCUUUAUUUCACAAUUAGAAAACAGAAACACAAUCUUGAUAUAAAUGACUACACUAAUGUGCAUCAUGUGA
This is a messenger RNA of Zea mays, 744 nucleotides long. RefSeq lists its product as uncharacterized. Gene Ontology annotation, cellular component: SAGA complex; nuclear pore. Gene Ontology annotation, biological process: mRNA export from nucleus; positive regulation of DNA-templated transcription. Gene Ontology annotation, molecular function: transcription coactivator activity. NCBI's taxonomy places the organism in Eukaryota, Viridiplantae, Streptophyta, Magnoliopsida, Poales, Poaceae. The record is from RefSeq and is marked provisional.